Molecule: messenger RNA, 1782 nt
Organism: Morus notabilis
Lineage: Eukaryota; Viridiplantae; Streptophyta; Magnoliopsida; Rosales; Moraceae
Product: 26S proteasome non-ATPase regulatory subunit 13 homolog B
Exons: 6
Coding region: 153-1316 (387 amino acids)
Biological process (GO): ubiquitin-dependent protein catabolic process
Cellular component (GO): nucleus; cytosol; proteasome regulatory particle, lid subcomplex
Molecular function (GO): structural molecule activity
Source: RefSeq, a predicted model, not a curated record
AGAGAAACGUUUUCCAGAUUCGUAUAAAUUGAAAACAAAAAUCAGCACUUUCGUCAAAACCUCUCAGACUCGCUCUCUCUCUCUCUCUCUCCCUCUCUCUCUCUCUCUCUCUCUUCCCUCUCUUCUCUCUUCUCUCUCACAGUGAGUCCGCCAUGGCCGCGCUGCAAUACCUAGAAUCGCUGCGCAACGCGGACCCGGACCCGAACCACAACGAGUGGUACAAUUCGCUGGCAGAUCUAUACCAGAAGAAACUCUGGCACCAGCUCACCCUCAAGCUCGAGGAGUUCGUCACUAAUGUCAUCAAGGCUGGGGAUGCUCUGAUACAGUUAUAUCACAAUUUCAUCACCGACUUUGAGACUAAAAUCAACCUUCUCAAGCUUGCACACUUUGCUGUCAUUGUUUCUCGGCAAUAUGCAGAAAAAGAAGCUGCCAUUAGUUAUCUUGAAGGUGUGAUAGAGAAGCUUACAGCCACCAGGGAGCAGCGUAUAGAGGAGCCUAUCCUUUACAUUAAGAUGCAAAUAGCAGCUUUCAAACUUGAGCAAGGGGAACAAAGAGAGUGCAAAAAGCUUCUAGAAGAUGGAAAGAGUACACUUGACAGCAUGACUGACAUUGAUCCAUCCGUGUAUGCUAGCUAUUAUUGGGUUUCAUCUCAAUUCCACAAGUUUCGUCAAGAAUUUGCUGAGUUCUACAAAAGUGCUCUUCUCUAUUUAGCAUACACCUCAGUGGAGUCUCUCUCCGAGUCAUUUAGGCUGGAUUUGGCGUUUGAUCUAUCUCUCUCUGCACUUCUUGGAGAUAAUAUCUACAACUUUGGGGAGCUGCUCGCACACCCUAUUAUCAAUAGCCUUAAGAAGACAAAGGUUGAGUGGCUCUACUAUAUUCUUGAAGCGUUCAACUCCGGCGAUCUAGUUCGCUAUCAGGAAUUAUGUCGUGUGCACAAUGCUGCUUUGAGUGCUCAACCAGCAUUAGUUGAAAAUGAGAAGAAGCUACUGGAAAAGAUCAACAUUCUCUGCUUGAUGGAAAUUAUCUUUAGCCGGCCAUCUGAAGACAGGACUAUACCUUUGAGUAUUAUUGCUGAGCGAACUAAGCUUUCCAUUGAGGACGUGGAGCAGCUCCUUAUGAAGAGCCUUUCCGUUCAUCUGAUCGAAGGCAUAAUCGAUCAAGUUGAGGGAACCGUGCAUGUUUCCUGGGUCCAGCCCAGAGUUUUGGGGAUCCCGCAGAUCAAAUCUUUGCGCGAUCGACUGGACACUUGGUUGGACAAAGUGCAUACUGCCUUGUUAUCCAUUGAGGCGGAGACACCUGAUCUGGUUGCGUCGUGAGUUGUUUCUUGAAUGGUUUUCUGCCCACUGUAACAUUUUCUUAUCCGACAAGGGGUAGAAAGUACAAGGGUGGCCGGGAAAAAACUUUGCCUAGUUUGCUUUGGCACUUGGGCCUUCUUUGUAUGCUGCGCUUUUUCCGUACGUUGACUCCUGCUUUUCUUGAAUCAUCAUUUUUGUGAAACGAGCUACCUCUUCGUAUACUUCCUGUCGGAGUAGUUAAUUUUUUUAGUGGCAUGCCUAGAGACAUGGUGAAUCAAUUUAAUAGACGGCUGUUUUACCCUUUUUAGCGUGUUUAUCGGACUAAUGUGUUUCGAAAUUUUCUUAGUUACAGUGAUGUGGUUCACUUAAAUCUUGAUCCAGAUCAACUGCAUUUGCUUUAGUCAGCUAGUUUCUCUUUGCUUCGUCAUGAAAUCUAAGCAUUUGUUGUCAUGAAUAGUGAACGACACCUAAUGUACGAUUUAUGCAA